Molecule: messenger RNA, 1716 nt
Organism: Castor canadensis (American beaver)
Lineage: Eukaryota; Metazoa; Chordata; Mammalia; Rodentia; Castoridae
Gene: Uncx
Product: UNC homeobox
Biological process (GO): regulation of DNA-templated transcription
Molecular function (GO): sequence-specific double-stranded DNA binding; DNA-binding transcription factor activity, RNA polymerase II-specific
Source: RefSeq, a predicted model, not a curated record
CGGAGGCUUGAUGUUGAUAAAGUAAAGCGCCGAGCGCGGGCGAAGCAUGAGUGAGGCUCCGGGUCCCUGUCGCCGUCGCCGUCGCCUCCCGCCGCUGGCCCGCCCCGGCCCCGGCCCGCGCCCCCGCGCCCCGCCGGCCCCCCGCGCGAGGAGAUGAUGGACGGCCGCCUCCUGGAGCACCCGCAUGCCCAGUUCGGGGGCUCGCUGGGCGGCGUGGUGGGCUUCCCCUACCCGCUGGGCCACCACCACGUGUACGAGCUGGCCGGCCACCAGCUGCAGUCGGCCGCCGCCGCCUCGGUGCCCUUCUCCAUCGACGGGCUGCUCAGCGGCUCGUGCGCCGCGGCCGCCGCCUCCGUGGUCAACCCCACGCCGCUGCUGCCCGCCGCCUGCGGAGUCGGGGGCGACAGCCAGCCCUUUAAGCUAUCAGACUCGGGGGACCCCGACAAGGAAAGCCCCGGCUGCAAGCGGCGACGCACCCGCACCAACUUCACUGGCUGGCAGCUGGAAGAGUUGGAGAAGGCGUUCAACGAGAGCCACUACCCCGACGUGUUCAUGCGCGAGGCGCUGGCGCUGCGCCUGGACCUGGUGGAGUCCCGCGUGCAGGUUUGGUUCCAAAACCGCCGGGCAAAGUGGAGGAAGAAGGAGAACACCAAGAAAGGCCCCGGGCGGCCAGCGCACAACUCGCACCCGACCACGUGCAGCGGGGAGCCCAUGGACCCCGAGGAGAUCGCGCGCAAGGAGCUGGAGAAGAUGGAGAAGAAGAAACGCAAGCACGAGAAAAAGCUGCUCAAAAGCCAGAGCCGCCACCUGCACUCGCCCGGCGGCCUCUCCCUGCACAGCGCUCCCAGCUCCGACAGCGACAGUGGCGGCGGCGGCCUGUCCCCAGAGCCACCCGAGCCGCCACCGCCACCGGCCACUGCGGCCAAGGGCCCCGCAGCGCCCGGCGAGCCGCCCGUGCCCGGCACCUGCGACCCCGCCUUCUACCCGAGCCAAAGAAGCGGCGCCGGCCCGCAGCCGCGGCUAGGCCGGCCUGGCGACAAGGACGUGCCCGGGGUGGUGGUGGCGGCGGCGACAGCGACAGCCACAGCAGCGGCGGGCCUGCCCAAGGCCAGCCCAUUUAGCGUGGAGAGCCUGCUGUCCGACUCGCCGCCGCGCAGGAAAGCCACCCCGGCCAACGCCGCGGCCGCUGCGGGGCUGGACUUUGCGCCCGGGUUGCCGUGCGCGCCGCGGACCCUGGUGGGCAAGGGCCACUUCUUGCUGUACCCGAUCACGCAGCCGCUUGGCUUCCUGGUGCCGCAGGCCGCGCUCAAGGGCGGUGCGGGCCCCGAGCUGAUGCCCAAGGACGCGCCCCCUGCGCCGCCUGCGCCCCCCGCGCCCCCCGCGCACGCCAGCUUCGGGGCCUUCCCAGCACCCGGCGGCGCCCCGGACCCGGCCUUCGCGCACCGCAGCCCCGACGCCACCGCCGCCGUCGCCUCCCCGGGGACCCCGGGGCCCGCGCCUUUCCGGGACCUCGCCGAGGGCGCAGCGGGGGACCGCGCGGGGGACGUGGGGAGCGCCUGCCCCGCGGCCCCGCCACCCCAGCCGCUCGCGACUUCGCCAGGCCCGCGGGCUCCUAGCCCCGAGGGGGACACGGCCACCUGCGGAGCCACUGCGGAGCCGCCGGGCGCAGAGGCCGGACCCGGCCCGGCCGAGGGCGAGGAGCUGGACAUGGACUGA